Molecule: messenger RNA, 1346 nt
Organism: Neohortaea acidophila
Lineage: Eukaryota; Fungi; Ascomycota; Dothideomycetes; Mycosphaerellales; Teratosphaeriaceae
Exons: 2
Coding region: 57-1346 (429 amino acids)
Biological process (GO): tRNA wobble position uridine thiolation
Cellular component (GO): mitochondrion; cytosolic tRNA wobble base thiouridylase complex
Molecular function (GO): tRNA binding
Source: RefSeq, a predicted model, not a curated record
CUUUGCGAAGCCCCGUCAGCUUGCCGCGUUCUCUACAUAUUUCAUCCACCCCUCAUAUGGCGCCCUGUGAGAUAUGUACGACGAAUCGCGCCCAGAUCCUCCGCCCCAAGACGAGAAGCCGAGUAUGCGGACCCUGCUUCACCGCCGCGUUCGAAGCUGAAGUCGCCGAAACCAUCACAACCACCCACCUCUUCCAGCCUGGCGAAAGAGUAGCAAUAGGCGCAUCAGGCGGCAAAGACAGCACAGUCCUCGCAUCAGUCCUACAGACCCUCAACAUCCGACAUGGCUGGAAGCUCGACCUCGUCCUCCUCUCCAUCGACGAAGGCAUCCAAGGCUACCGCGACCACAGCCUCGAAGCGGUCAAGAGGAAUAGCGCGGAUCUGGGUCUGCCACUCAAGAUUGUGAGCUAUGAAGAGUUGUACGGCUGGUCGAUGGACCAGGUUGUGGCGCAGAUUGGCAAGAAGGGGAAUUGCACAUACUGCGGUGUCUUUCGGCGGCAGGCGCUGGAUCGCGGCGCUGCGAUGCUGGGAGUUGGACAUGUCGUUACGGGACACAAUGCCGAUGAUGUGGCGGAGACGGUGCUCAUGAAUCUUUUGCGAGGGGACUUGCCGAGACUGAGUCGAGCGACGAGCAUUGUCACUUCGACACCCUCCGCCAGCGUGAACAAGGACGGCGGGCCGAAUGGUGCCGUGUCCUUCACCAAUGUCAAGCGAUCGAAGCCUUUGAUGUAUGCUUAUGAGAAGGAGAUUGUGCUUUAUGCCCACCACAAGAAGCUCGACUACUUCAGCACUGAAUGCAUUUACUCGCCCGAAGCAUUUCGCGGCUCCGCGCGAACAUUGAUCAAGAACCUGGAACGCAUCAGGCCCGAGAGUAUUUUGGACAUUGUGCAGUCCGGCAUGGAUAUGGCGAAGUUGGUGCCAGACACGGACGAUGCUUGCAAAGGUUCGGCCGAAACGGCGCAAACGGAAGAGAGUGCUGGUGGAUGUGGCAAUGCGAAUGGCACAUCGAAAGAGGGAGAGAUGGCUGCGAUGGAGAGGAAAUUGCGCGAAAAUGAGCAGGCUGAGCAGGAUGGCACUGAACACGAGGUUCGAUUGCCUGCAAAAGCAGCAAAUGGGCAGAGGCACGAUAGAGAUACGACGAACCUCGACAUACCUAUCCGGACCAAAGAGAGACGCGGCAAUCGGAAGGCGGGUCGACAUGCAGCAACACCCGCGCAAAAACUGGGUCAAUGCGAGAGAUGCGGCUAUCUGUCCUCUCAAGCGGUGUGCAAGGCUUGUGUUCUGCUUGAAGGGUUGAACAAGGCUCGGCCUCGAACGGAUAUCGAGGUUGGGGGAAGUGGAGGCUGA